AUGGCAAAACCUCAGAAACAGAAACGCAUCAAUGCUCUCCAACCACUACAAGGAAAAAGGCCAUUACCGGCGACAAAAGUCGCCGGUAAAAGUCCCAAAAGUCGUCGGGAUGUUGUUUUAGUUUCAGGGCUUCAAAGAUGCGGAAAGAGUUGUCGAUUGAGAUGGAUAAACUAUUUGAGACCAGAUAUCAGAAGAGGAAAAUUUACACACGAUGAAGAGAAGUUGAUCAUCAAUCUUCACAGCGUUGUCGGAAACAAAUGGGCCCACAUAGCAAGUCAUUUGCCCGGAAGAACAGAUAAUGAGAUCAAGAAUUAUUGGAAUUCUUGGAUCAAGAAGAAGAUUAACCGGAAGGCCUCAUCAACAAGCAUGAUGACACGUCUAAGUACAACUUCUACAAGCAUAGAUCAACCACAUUCUGACCAUGGGUACAACCCAACCCAUUUGAGUUUCUUGAAUCAAGAUUUGUGCAUCAACAACAUCAAGCAACCAAAUCAAGAAACAGUAUUCUCAUCUCCUUUGAGCUCAUUAUUCAUGCUUGACACAAGCGGUUCCGUACUAGAAGGCCACAAUGGGGAUUGCAUUACACAAACCGAGUAUUUCAAUGACUCGAUGUGGCAAAUGAACAAGAAUCAAAUCCCUGAAUUGCCCUCACAAGUGCUAAACUUUGCUACAAAUAACAGCAUUUAUUCAGGCUAUUUGCCACCAUUAAUGGAGAAUUUAGAUGGCAUGGUGCAGGGACAAAAUUGCGAUUUGAACAAUGGGGAAGGAAGAGAGUGUUUAAUUCAAAAGCAACAUGAUUUUAAUGAAUGGGUUGAGGAUCAAACAAACCAGCAAUGUCCAAGCUAUUUAUUUUGGGAUGAUGAACAUCAAGAAGUACAGCUUGGUGGUGAAGAGAUUGUUGUACAUUCUGCAUCAAACAUAGGACCUACAUUAUCUACGUAUCCUACAUCAUUAUAGAGAUUGCCAUGAAAAGGGUUUGACUGUUUCUUCAUUCUUUGACUUUUUUAUUUUUUAUUUUUUUUAUUUUUUGUUUUUUUAUUUUUAUUUUAUUUUUGUUUUUUGGAUUGGUGAGAGUUUGCAACGAGCGAAACUACAUAUUCAUGCAAGGAUUUCUUUUGUUUAUGUAUAAAGAAUGACAUGACAAGAAAAAAUAACAACUUACAAAUGUAUGGUACUGAAGUUGACAUGAAAUACGUAUGAUAUAUAUGUUGUGAGGUUCUCAUAUCAUUCGUG
Lactuca sativa (garden lettuce) is the source of this 1233-nucleotide messenger RNA. The record is from RefSeq and is a predicted model, not a curated record. Lineage: Eukaryota; Viridiplantae; Streptophyta; Magnoliopsida; Asterales; Asteraceae.